Alternaria arbusti is the source of this 1020-nucleotide messenger RNA. RefSeq lists its product as uncharacterized. The transcript is spliced from 2 exons. Gene Ontology annotation, molecular function: thiosulfate-cyanide sulfurtransferase activity. NCBI's taxonomy places the organism in Eukaryota, Fungi, Ascomycota, Dothideomycetes, Pleosporales, Pleosporaceae. Gene Ontology annotation, biological process: transsulfuration. The record is from RefSeq and is a predicted model, not a curated record. Gene Ontology annotation, cellular component: mitochondrion. Bases 1 to 1020 code for a protein of 339 amino acids.
AUGUUCGUCUCACGCUUCCGCUGCUCUUUACGUCCGCUCUCUUCUAUCCCCUCCAUCAGCUUCCCCAUAGCUGUAAGCAGCAGAAGGACAAUGUCUUCUCAACCCGCCUUCUCCUCUUAUCUCGUCACGCCAUCUGAGCUCAACUCGGCAUUGAAGCACAAUGCCAGCAAACUUUCCACAGAACCCCGCAUUGUCCCACUUUGCGCUUCUUGGUUCUUGCCCAACGACGGUCGCAAUGGCUACGAUACCUUUCUUGCACAGCGCAUUCCGCGCGCACGCUUCUUCGACCUCGAUGCCGUCAAAGACAUCCAUUCGCCGUACCCGCACAUGUUACCCACUCCCGAAGAUUUCGCAAUCGCCAUGAGACAUCUUGGUAUACGACGGGAAGAUAGCGUCGUUGUCUAUGAUACAAAGGAAUUGGGCAUCUUCUCUGCGCCGAGAGUGGGCUGGACUUUGCAGGUCUUUGGUCAUCCGAAGGUGCAUGUGCUGAACAACUUCCGCAAGUGGGUUGAGGAUGGCUUUCCAACGGAGAGUGGAGAGCCAAAGGACGUCGAGCCGACUGAGUAUGCGGUGCCAAAGUUGGAAGAGGAGAGAGUCGUCGCUUUUGAAGAAGUGAAGGACAUUGCGAAGGAAUUGGGCAAGGAAGGCGCAGACGAAGUGCAGAUACUGGAUGCCCGUAGUCUUGGGAGAUGGAAGGGCGUUGACCCAGAGCCCAGAGAAGGGCUUUCCUCAGGACAUAUUCCCUACUCCACCUCCGUCCCCAUCACAGACCUCCUCGACCCGAACGACAAGACCCUCCUUCCUGCCUCCGAACUCCAAGCCAUCUUCAAGUCGAAAGGCGUAGAUCCGUCCAAGCCAAUCAUAAACAGCUGUGGAACUGGUGUUACGGCAGCAAUCAUUGAUGCUGCGUUGUCGGAAGCUGGAUUUCCCACAGAGCAGAGACGGUUAUACGACGGCAGUUGGACCGAGUGGGCACAGCGCGUGAAGCCAGGUGAAGGUCUCAUCCGCAAGACGGAGUAA